Molecule: messenger RNA, 187 nt
Organism: Amoebophrya sp. A25
Lineage: Eukaryota; Dinophyceae; Syndiniales; Amoebophryaceae
Source: the annotation of a GenBank genome assembly
CACUUUGAGCCCUAUAGUUUGCUUCGUCGCCGUUGCGCGUUUGCUCCGUUCAGGGAAGAGGUUCAGCCGCACUGUGGAAAGCUGUGCCCUUUGAUCUGUGUGCAACCAGCCCUUGAUCUUGAUCUACUAAGCAAGCACGCUCUCUGUUCUGAAGUACUAGAGGAGGACGAGGCCGCAUACACGACAU